CAGUAAACAACAAAACAUCACUUUACUUUCUUUCUUCAGUUCAACUUAACCCUACAACCAUCUCCACUUUGCUAUCUAUCUUUGUGGACUUCUCCGCCCCACUGAUAUCACUCUCACCCUUGUGGAAAUGCGGAGGAACCUCAACUCUUGUUAAGAGAAUUGAUAGUUUGUAGCAUUAAUGGGAGGGAUACUCUCCACACGUACAAGAUCACGCUAUCCUUCUAGUUCACAUUCAUGGAGUCAUAACAGCUAUCCCCAGUCACCAUAUGCUCAACCAAGUCAAGAACAUACGGCAUACCAGCACUAUGCACCUCCACCUCAGAGCUAUGGUGAUCGAGCACAUUCUAGGAGAUUGGAGAGAAAGUAUUCAAGGAUAGAUGAUAAUUAUAAUAGCCUGGAGCAGGUUACUGAUGCCCUGGCACGUGCUGGCUUGGAGUCUUCAAAUCUUAUUGUCGGUAUUGAUUUCACAAAAAGCAAUGAGUGGACAGGUGCAAGGUCAUUCAACAGGAGAAGCCUGCAUCACAUUGGAGAUGAGCAAAAUCCCUAUGAGCAAGCAAUAUCUAUCAUUGGAAAAACAUUAUCUUCCUUUGAUGAGGAUAACUUAAUUCCCUGUUUUGGAUUUGGAGAUGCAUCAACGCAUGAUCAAGAAUUUUCAGUUUUUUUUCCGGAUGAGAGGUUUUGUAAUGGAUUUGCAGGUUUGACACAAUAUAGAGAAUUGGCCCCCCAGCUACGACUUGCAGGACCAACAUCUUUUGCCCCUAUCAUUGAAAUGGCUAUUACAAUAGUUGAGCAAAGUGGCGGCCAGUACCAUGUUUUACUUAUAAUAGCUGAGGGGCAGGUGACAAGAAGUGUUGACACUGAGCGUGGCCAACUAAGCCCGCAGGAAAAGGGAACUGUUGAAGCAAUUGUGAAAGCUAGUGAGUACCCCCUGUCCAUUAUAUUAGUUGGGGUUGGAGAUGGACCAUGGGACAUGAUGAAGGAAUUUGAUGAUAACAUCCCUGCCCGGGCAUUUGACAAUUUCCAGUUUGUGAAUUUUACAAAAAUAAUGUCAAAGAACAUGGACCGAUCCAGAAAAGAAGCAGAGUUUUCUCUUUCUGCUUUGAUGGAAAUACCUUCUCAGUAUAAAGCAACACUAGAGCUUAAUAUUUUGGGUGCUACUAGAGGGAAGGGCAUCGAUAGGGUUCCUCUUCCCCCUCCCCAGUAUGGUGCUGGUGCAGAUUCAUUCAGGAAGGGCAUCGAUAGGGUUCCUCUUCCCUCUCCCCGGUAUGGUGCUGGUGCAGAUUCAUUCAGAAACCCAGAACCUGCUCAAUCAAGCAGCACCCGUCCAAGUGCGCCUUCUUCUGAAAGACAUGAUGGCACAGCAUUUCCUGGAAGUUCUGCUUCUGAUAAUCAUCUUUGUCCCAUUUGCCUCACCGACCCUAAGGAUAUGGCCUUUAGUUGUGGACAUCAGACAUGCUGUGACUGUGGUCAAGAUCUCCAGUUAUGCCCCAUCUGUCGAAGCACCAUCCACACCAGAAUAAAGCUCUAUUAAAUGGCAUCUGCUUGCAUUAAAGAAAAACAACCGAGUGAGUGCUUGUCCCAAAAUAUUGUAUUUCUCUAUUGUCAGCACUGUAACUCCAUGUUAUGCUAUGUCUAUGGAUUACUACUUGGUGUGGAUGUGCAUAACAGAUCAGAUGGAAGGUUGUUCACAGGAUCUUUAGCCUUGUAAAUAAAGCAGUUCUGGCUGUUCAUUGCCUUUAACUAUAUAUAGUUUGAUCAGCUAUGGGAAGCCGGGUUCCAUAGCUGGCAGCCUUGAUUAUGUAGUAUUAUUGUUUGAAUUUAAGUUUACCCUGAUUAAGGUGGCGGGGACACCGGACCCGGAAAUAUAGUUCACACCCGUGCUUGAUUGUAGAUGGAGUAUAGCCGAACCUAUUAUUAUUAGGCUUAAUUUAUAUUGUUUUAUUACAUAUUUUAUUUAGCAGACCAUAAACUUAUUUA
Populus trichocarpa (black cottonwood) is the source of this 1977-nucleotide messenger RNA. Its product is annotated as E3 ubiquitin-protein ligase RGLG2. NCBI's taxonomy places the organism in Eukaryota, Viridiplantae, Streptophyta, Magnoliopsida, Malpighiales, Salicaceae. The record is from RefSeq and is a predicted model, not a curated record.